CCGAAGCUUCUCCUAAUUCCUCCGUAUAUAUACCAUACUGAUUUCCCCAACUCUGGUACGCAAGCGUGAAAUUCAUUUUGAUUCAGGUGCAGAGAGUUCUGGAACAUCCAAUCCCCAUUUGUGAUCAUCGUGUUACGACAGCGUUCUUCGUUUUCCCAUAUGUCUUACUCAAAGAGGUCAAGAUACUCUCCUUCACUUUCCCCUUAUGAGAAGCGUCGCGGAAGGUCUGUCUCAAGGUCCCUCUCUAGAAGCCGGUCCAGGUGUGUCUCAAGCGAUGCAGAGAACCCUGGUAACAGUUUAUACGUAACCGGGUUGUCUCACCGGGUGACUGAAAGAGAUCUGGAGGAUCAUUUCUCAAAAGAAGGAAAGGUGACUGAUGUUCAUCUCGUCCUUGAUCCAUGGACUAGAGAGCCUCGUGGAUUUGGUUUUAUCUCGAUGGAAACUGUUGGCGAUGCUAACCGCUGUAUCAGAUAUCUAGAUCACUCUGUUCUGCAGGGUCGCGUCAUUACAGUUGAGAAGGCAAGACGCCGUAGAGGACGCACUCCAACUCCUGGAAAGUACUUUGGGCUGAGAACCUCUCGAGGUCUCCUAGCUACUCUCCCCGCAGGUCUAUUAGCGGCUCUAGGAGUCGCAGUCGCAGUCGAAGCUACUCCUCUGAUCGUAGCAGAUCUCAUUCUCCUAGCUAUCGGAGGAGCGGAAGAUCAUCAUACUAUAGGCGAGGCAGAUCUUACUCUCGUUCGAGAUCUCCAUCACCUGAUGAUCGUUACUACAGGAGACGCGACAGAUCAUACUCACCUUACUACAGGCGGUGGUCCAGGUCCAGGUCCAGAUCAUACUCGCCUUACUACAGGCGACGGCACAGGUCAAGGUCCAGAUCCUACUCGCCUCACUAUAGAGCGCGUGACAGAUCAUACUCGCCUUACUACAGAGGGAGAGACAGAUCCUACUCACCUGAAAGUCGCUACUACAGAAGGUAUGGUACAGGUCGGUAUCGAGAAGCGUAAGCCCAAGGAGGAGAAGCAAAUCUCACAGGCGGGACAGUCCAUCUUCAAUGUGUCAUUCAAGGAGUGCAAGAUCAAGCACCUCCAGAUCUGUCACCCCAUAAGAGUCCUGCUUUAAACAAUUUCUACUUUUGUAUUUGUUAUUAACUAAUUCGGGACAUACUGAUGGCAGAAUGGUAUUGUUACUAUUGUAUGUUAUGAUGGUUUGCUGUUUUCGUUAUUGUGUCAGUUUCCAAUCUUCUCUUGCCUACCAACUAAAGUUUCCAAUGAUGAUGAUUGGUUCUUAAAAGUUGAGGAAAUGGACCUAAAUUAUUUUAAAACAUUUUUUUAAACGCUAUUAAUAAGCAUGAGGUCUUCUAGAUCUAAAAUUUGGGACAUUUUUGUCAGAAAAAUAAUCAACGUUGUGGUAUUUUUGAAACAAACACAUUGUUCGUCUAUAUUUUUGAAUAAUUAAUAGAUUAUAAAAAAGAGGGGUAUAUUGACUUUAACUCAGUAACUUGACUGAAUAAUUUUAC
Thlaspi arvense is the source of this 1516-nucleotide messenger RNA. The record is from the annotation of a GenBank genome assembly. Lineage: Eukaryota; Viridiplantae; Streptophyta; Magnoliopsida; Brassicales; Brassicaceae.